Messenger RNA from Cryptomeria japonica (Japanese cedar), 1042 nucleotides. Its product is annotated as histidine-containing phosphotransfer protein 1. Gene Ontology annotation, biological process: phosphorylation; phosphorelay signal transduction system; cytokinin-activated signaling pathway. Gene Ontology annotation, cellular component: cytoplasm; nucleus. The record is from RefSeq and is a predicted model, not a curated record. Gene Ontology annotation, molecular function: protein histidine kinase binding; histidine phosphotransfer kinase activity. The transcript has 7 exons. The coding region runs from base 147 to 626 and encodes 159 amino acids. NCBI's taxonomy places the organism in Eukaryota, Viridiplantae, Streptophyta, Pinopsida, Cupressales, Cupressaceae.
AAGCAUUAAAACAACGCAAAAAGUAACAGAGGGGUCCUCUAAAUUCUAAAUCAAUGCCGCAAUAUCUAACAAACCAUUCACUGAAUUAAAUUCAUAAUAAUGGCGGAAUAAAUGAAUGCGAGCAUAAAGGAGUUGUGGGAGAGGAAAUGGGUUCGAGUCUCGGCGACACUAGGAUGGACGUUAAUCUGUUGAACCAGCAGCUUGUUAACCUUGUCACUUCGAUGUUUCAAGAGGGUUUUCUUGAUGAGCAGUUCACUCAGCUUCAAAUGUUACAAGAUGCAAGGAACCCUGGUUUUGUUGCUGAUGUGAUUUCUCUUUUCUCUGUGGACUCUGAAAGGCUUCUCGCAGAACUCACAAAAACACUUGAACAAUAUCCUGCUGAUUUUAAGAAGGUUGAUGCAUAUGUCCAUCAAUUCAAGGGGAGUAGCUCAAGCAUAGGAGCUUAUCGAGUCAAGAUAGCUUGCAUGGACUUCCAUUCAUUUUGUGAAGGUCAUAAUCGAGAAGGAUGCCUACUAGCUUUGCAACAACUAAAGCAAGAGUUCUAUCUUGUUAAAACCAAACUGGAUGUCAUGUUGCAGAUGGAGCAAAAACUACUGGCCGCAGGUGGUGUUAUACCAAUGGAGUAAGCUUUAAAACUAACACUCUUAACUAACCUUAUAAGCGCACAAUGAGUUUUUUUGGUAUUGGUCUAUGAUAUGUCAAGCAGAGACCAAACACCUGUACUUAACAUUCAGGAAGAGUUUUGAGUAAGAAUUGAUAUGUUAUAUGAUACCUGAGUAGCUGCAUUUCAGAUACAAUUUUUGAAAGUAAUAUUUAGUUUUAGAUACUGUAUUAUCUGCGCUACUAGCUUGAAUACUAUAACUGGAUUGCACCAGUGGUCAUUCUUACAAUAUUUAAUGACUGCUUUUGUUGUGUAACUAAAGUGGGUCGCACCAGUGCUUUUGCAUUAUGUAUUAAAUCUUUUUGUAUUACACAUUUUGAAUCUGUGGUCUAAAGUUUCAUUGAAUUCAUUGGAGUGGAACAGCUUUCAACACUUUUGGAA